Messenger RNA from Camarhynchus parvulus, 1851 nucleotides. It is a transcript of the gene PLA2G7, whose product is annotated as phospholipase A2 group VII. Gene Ontology annotation, molecular function: 1-alkyl-2-acetylglycerophosphocholine esterase activity. Bases 89 to 1705 code for a protein of 538 amino acids. The transcript has 11 exons. NCBI's taxonomy places the organism in Eukaryota, Metazoa, Chordata, Aves, Passeriformes, Thraupidae. The record is from RefSeq and is a predicted model, not a curated record.
CCCCGCCCCGGGCGGCGGGGUACCGGGAGAAGGAUGGCUCCGUGUCUCCUUCCCCAAGGAGAAAGCGGCAGAUAGAGCCCAGCCCGGGAUGCGGCUGCUUUCCCCCGCGCUCUGCGCAUCGCCGGGGCCAGCCCGGCGCGGAGGGGUCACCCCAGGUACGACCGCACCGCCCCGACACCCGCUCCGGCACGGACAGCCCGACCUUGUCUCGCCAGGGGCCGAGCUUGGGAUUCGUCAUUCCUUCUGGAAAAAUGGCAGCGGCGUUGUGUUUCUCUGUGACAUCCCGCUCCCCCUGAUGCACAGGCCGGUUUUCCUCGAGGAGCAGCAGAAUCCUCCCUCUGUGCGGUUCGUAGCACCGCAGAUCUCCCGAGUGCCGCCGCGGCCUCGCCAGCCAAAGAUUUCAUCGCACUUUUCUGUAAGUGCACCGUGCUGUCUCCUUCUUGGGAUUCAGGAUACAACAAGGAAAAUCCCCAGUAAAACAGAUUCAUCGGUGAAGGCACCAAUAGAAAUGUGGAGCACCAACAGCACUGAGAAGUUUUACAGGAUCCCUGAAGGAAAGGGACCACACUCAGUUGGAUGUACAGACCUGAUGACAGAAAAUGCAGUUGAGGGAAGCUUUUUGCGCCUCUAUUAUCCAGCAUAUGAUGCCACAGAUAUCGAAGAGGCACGAUGGAUUCCAGACAAAGAAUACUAUCAGGGACUCUCUGACUUCCUUAAUAUGUACCGAGUUGUAGGAGAAAGGCUUUUCCAUUACUAUGUUGGUUCAGUGACCUGUCCUGCAAAGUCAAAUGCUGCUUUUAAGCCAGGAGAAAAAUACCCACUUCUUGUUUUUUCCCAUGGACUUGGAGCAUUUCGGACAAUCUAUUCUGCUAUUUGCAUAGAGAUGGCUUCUCAGGGCUUUAUAGUGGCUGCUGUGGAGCACAGAGAUGAAUCUGCUUCAGCCACAUAUUAUUGUAAAAGAAGGUCCGUUUCUGAGUCACAGGAAGAGUGUCCACCUAACAUGGAGAAGGAGUGGAUCUACUACAGGAAACUGAAAACUGGAGAAGAGGAGCGUUGCUUGCGCCAUAAGCAGGUGCAGCAAAGAGCACAGGAGUGUAUCAAAGCUCUCAAUCUCAUUCUUAAAAUCAAUUCAGGAGAGGAAGUAACGAAUGUAUUACAUUCAGACUUUGACUGGAACAGCCUAAAGGAUUCUGUUGAUACUAGCAGAAUAGCUGUGAUGGGACACUCUUUUGGUGGUGCUACAGUUAUUGAAAGUCUCAGCAAAGAAAUAAGAUUUAGGUGUGGCAUUGCCCUCGAUGUAUGGAUGCUUCCUGUAGGUGAUGACAUUUACCAAAACAGCGUCCAGCAGCCGCUGCUUUUUAUCAACUCUGAAAAAUUCCAGUGGGCUGAGAACAUCUUAAAGAUUAAGAAGCUCAUCUCUAAUGACACAAACAAGAAAAUGAUCACUAUCAAGGGGUCAGUACAUCAGAGUUUUCCUGAUUUCACCUUUGUGAGCGGAGGAAUCAUUGCAAGAUUUUUCAAAUUAAAAGGAGAAAUAGAUCCAAAUGAAGCUAUUGAUAUCAGCAAUCAUGCUUCAUUAGCCUUCCUACAGAAACAUCUGAGUCUUAAGAAGGAUUUUGAUCAGUGGGAUUCUCUUGUGGAUGGCAUAGGACCCAAUGUUAUUCCUGGAACCAAUAUUGACACAUCUCCAGCUGAACCUGAGUAAGGAAUACAAAGGAGUAUUGUAUGCCAUGGACAUCAGGACACUAAUAUUGGUCAGACAUUGCUGAGACAUGUGGUGGCAUUAAACACCAACAAAGCUUUUGGGGUGUGGAACAAAAAGAAAAAAAAAAGGCACUAAGUUACAUAAUC